Messenger RNA from Adineta ricciae, 1377 nucleotides. Lineage: Eukaryota; Metazoa; Rotifera; Eurotatoria; Adinetida; Adinetidae. The record is from the annotation of a GenBank genome assembly.
AUGACCUCAACACAAAUUCGGGGUCAAGAUUUUGCAGUAGGAAAUCGUUUUAUUAAUCUAAAAUAUCUCGCGUCGGGUGCCUAUGGAAUGGUUAUAUCAGCAGUUGACACUCAAACAUUGACCAAUGUUGCAAUCAAGAAGAUUUCCCCAUUUCUUUCUUUAACGACUUGCCAACGAACUCUACGUGAAAUUCGAAUUCUUCAAAGACUGAAACAUGAAAAUAUUAUAAAUAUUAUUGAAAUACUCAAACCGGCAACAGUAGACCAAAUGAAAGAUAUAUAUUUAAUUGAAACUCUAAUGGACACUGAUCUCUCCCAACUCAUAACUCAUCAAAACGGAUCAAAAAUUCUCUCCGAUGAACAUAUUGUAUAUUUCAUGUAUCAACUACUACGAGGUGUCAAAUAUAUUCAUAGUGCUAACGUUUUACAUCGUGAUUUGAAACCAAGUAAUUUACUACUGAAUCGAUCAUGUGAUCUGAAAAUCUGUGAUUUUGGUUUGGCUCGCACGGUCGAUACAGACGCUCGAGAUGAUGGACUUUUAACUGAAUACGUGGCGACGAGAUGGUAUCGUGCGCCGGAAAUAAUGGUCAGCCAACGGUGUUACCACAAAGCAAUUGAUAUCUGGUCUUGUGGAUGUAUUUUGGGUGAAAUGUUACUUGGAAAGCCGUUAUUUCCUGGUCGGCAUUAUGUUGAUCAAUUAAAUCAUAUUUUUUCCAUAAUUGGUUCACCGACAAAAGACGAUCUCGCAUCCAUACGUGAUCCUAGAGCGUGUUCUUACAUUAGUCGAAUGCCGAUCAAACCUAAAGCUAAUUUCAACGAAAUCUUCUCACGUGGAAGUUCCCUUGCUUUUGACCUUCUUGAUAAACUAUUAACAUUCAAUCCAGCAAUACGAUAUACAACGGAACAAGCGUUAAACCAUCCUUAUUUAAGUCAAUAUUCAGACCCUGAAGAUGAACCCAUUUGUUCUAUCCCAUUUUCAUUAUCUGAUGAUAUGACAUAAAUGACUUUGUACGAAAUUCUUGGUGUUUCAUCGAAUUGUUCAACUGAACAUCUUCGACAACAGUACCAUCGUUUGUUACUUGAAUAUCAUCCAGAUAAAAGACAAAGCAAUGAUCAAUUUAGUCAAAAUCGAUUCGAACAAAUUCAGAAUGCUUAUGGAAUACUUUCAAAUCAAGAACUACGAAUAAAAUAUGAUCAAGAACAAGAACGGCAACAUUUACACACACUUGCACAUACAAAUAUUGAUUUGACCGACUUCACUGAUGAUAACGAAUACGUUUGUCGAUGCGGAACGAUUUUAGAACUUGAUCUAGAGACGAAUUUUGAUGUUAUUGAAUGUCCAAAUUGUUCAAUGAAAAUCGAAUUGAAAAAUAAAUAA